GCGGCCGGCGGCGGCGGAGGCGGCUCCAGCAGCGUCGCCGGCGGCCGCGGCAGAAGCGCCCUGGCCCGCGGCAGGAAGAAGAAGAAAAAGAAGAAGCACCCCUUAGCCCUCAGCCUCUGAAAACUGCGAAGACAAUCUGGAAUAGCAAUACCCACUGUCGCUUUGCUGCCUGACGCCGUCUGCCCAGCAUCUGAAGUGAACCUCAAUCAUAAAUUGCUUUUUUUUUUUUGGCCCGGGACCAAGGCGUUCUGGAUUCUGUUGACUUGAGGCUGGAGAGAGACCGCGGUCUUGCUUGUUGUCGCCAACUUGCGAACCAGUGUGAUGGUGAAAUGAGAUGAGGCUCCGAAAUGGAACUGUGGCCACUGCGCUGGUAUUUGUCACGUCCUUCCUUACCCUGUCCUGGUAUACCACGUGGCAAAAUGGGAAAGAAAAACUAAUUGCUUAUCAACGAGAAUUCCUCGCUCUAAAAGAACGUCUUCGAGUGGCCGAACAUAGGAUAUCUCAGCGCUCCUCAGAGCUAAACACCAUUGUCCAGCGGUUCCGCAGAGCUGGAGCAGAGACUAAUGGAAGUAAGACUUCUCUGAGUUCAAUCUCAGAUAAUACCAUAAAGCUUCUAAAAGAGUUGACAAGCAAAAAAUCACUUCACGUGCCAAGUAUUUAUUAUCAUUUGCCUCAUCUAUUGCAAAAUGAAAGAAGCCUUCAGCCCGCCGUACAGAUUGGCAGUGGAAGAACAGGAGUUUCAAUAGUUAUGGGAAUUCCUACUGUGAAGAGAGAAGUUAAAUCUUACCUCAUAGAAACCCUUCACUCCCUUAUUGAUAAUCUGUAUCCUGAAGAGAAGCUGGACUGCGUUAUAGUUGUCUUCAUAGGAGAGACAGAUCUUGAUUAUGUUCACAGCGUUGUUGCCAACCUGGAGAAAGAAUUUUCUAGAGAAAUUAGUUCUGGCCUGCUGGAAAUAAUCUCUCCUCCUGAAAGUUAUUACCCCGACUUGACAAACCUGAAGGAGACCUUCGGAGACUCCAAGGAAAGAGUGAGAUGGAGGACCAAGCAGAACCUGGAUUAUUGUUUUUUGAUGAUGUAUGCUCAGGAGAAGGGCAUCUACUACAUUCAGCUUGAAGAUGAUAUUAUUGUCAAACAAAACUAUUUUAAUACCAUAAAGAAUUUUGCACUUCAACUUUCUUCGGAAGAAUGGAUGAUUCUAGAGUUUUCCCAGCUUGGCUUCAUUGGAAAGAUGUUCCAGGCACCGGACCUCGCGCUGGUUGUGGAGUUCAUCCUUAUGUUCUAUAAGGAGAAGCCCAUUGACUGGCUCCUAGACCACAUUCUCUGGGUGAAGGUCUGCAACCCCGAAAAAGAUGCCAAACAUUGUGACAGACAGAAGGCAAACCUACGAAUCCGCUUCCGACCCUCCCUUUUCCAGCACGUGGGUCUACACUCAUCUCUGUCGGGGAAAAUUCAGAAACUCACGGAUAAAGAUUACAUGAAGCCAUUGCUUCUCAAGAUCCACGUGAAUCCGCCUGCAGAGGUCUCCACUUCCCUGAAGGUGUACCAAGGGCACACCCUGGAGAAGACCUACAUGGGGGAAGACUUCUUUUGGGCCAUCACCCCCACGGCUGGAGACUACAUCUUGUUUAAAUUUGACAAACCAGUCAAUGUGGAGAGUUAUUUGUUCCACAGCGGCAAUCAAGAGCACCCAGGAGACAUCCUGCUGAACACGACCGUGGAUGUUCUGCCUCUUAAGAGCGACAGUUUGGAAAUCAGCAAAGAAACCAAAGACAAACGAUUAGAAGAUGGCUAUUUCAGAAUAGGAAAAUUUGAGUAUGGUGUUGCAGAGGGAAUCGUGGAUCCUGGUCUAAACCCUAUUUCAGCCUUUCGACUUUCGGUUAUUCAGAACUCCGCUGUUUGGGCCAUUCUUAAUGAGAUUCAUAUUAAAAAAGUCACCAGUUGAUCUGCUUAGAAACCAACGUCCUUUCUUAUGACUCUUGAUUAAAGAUAAUUAGCACGUCCUCUUCUGUUUGGACUUGAACACUACCUCUCCUGAAGCCUACUGUAGAUAAGAUGAUUGUCAUUGCCACGCGGACAGGGACUCUUCCCAUGGAUAACUGCAUUCAUUUGAAGCUAGGCUGUCCUCCAAUUUGAACUUGACACAAAUGUUUUACAAUCCUGACAGCCUGUUAACAUGACUGAGACUAUUUUGGUAUUAUACUAAUACACAAGAGUUGUACAUAUUGUUACAUUCCUUAAAAUUUGAGAAAACUGAUGUUAAAUACAUUUUGUGAAGGGGGUACUUUUGAACUUCACUUAUUUUACUAUUAUAGACCCUCUUUUAUAGACGAUCAGGGAUAUUAUAUAUAAAUAUAAAUAUAUAAAUACACAUGAAGAUGUUAUGAAGUUAAUUUAUUAGAAGCACUUAAGAAGUACAUAUUUUUGUGCAGUAAAGUUUUGAAUCAACACCUUUUUUUGAAGAAGCGAUUCCCCAGCUUUUUUAAGUUCUUUCUAUAUUUUUAUUUGGCGAUGCAGACAUUAUAGAUCCACGCCAUUUCCCAGUGCACUGCCAUUCCAGACUGGUUCUAGGUGGGUUUCUUAACUUGAAGUACUUUUAUAAUCACAGCAAUUCUGAACAAAAUAUUUUCAGAGGCAUUUGUCAUUCCUAAAAAUCAAGAUUUUAAAAGACCAAUGUCCUCUCGAGGGUUCUAUUACUGUCCUGUGUAUGGUGUGUAGCCACAGAAAACCAGUGUGCCAGUCAUUGUCCAGGUGGGAGGCCCCUGCCGCGUCUCCACAGACUCCUUCUCCCGUUCAUAGUUCCCUCCAUGUGAGUGAUGAGACUCCCUUUCCUUUGGCUCUGUCUUUAAUCAGUAGUUAGACAAACUGUCUCUUUUCUCCCUGGUUGGUCCUUUUAUAGACCUGUGGUAGGUUUUGGAGUUCAGAUACUGCUUUCUGGGUAAUGCUGUUGGGUGAGUCCUAUUGGGUAUGGGGCUCUGGGAAAAGACAACCAUAGCAUUUCUGUUUCCAUAGCAUGAUUUGCUCCACUGUGUCAUGAAUGUGGAGGUGAAUGCUGUAUCUACAGAGUGCGUGUGCAUCCUCACUUUGCAGUCCCAAGUAGCACUAGUUGGCAAAAGUGCUUUACUCUUACGGUUAGGAAGGCGGAGCAACAGUUGCCAGUCUUCUCUGACUCUCCAGGAGCUGCACAUGUCCAGCAGGUGUGGUGGAGGCCUAGGGCUGUCAGUCCCAGCUGGUGGCCUCCAUCGGGAGCUUUCUUAGUUGCCCAGUGUACAGAACACAGGGUACUGAGUGGAAGCCAUUUUGUAUGUUCUGACUGGGAAAAUGUAGAUAAACACUACUGUGCAUGUCAAAGCCCAGCUGUAGCUUUUCUUGGUGGUGUUUCCCCUCUCAUUUCCUUCAACUUUUUAAUUUCUUCUCUGAUUUCCUAUGCCCUGUGCCCACAAACAGAUCCCACUGUCUUCCCACACUCAAGUGUGCAGCAGCAGGGUAACAGACUGUGAAACCAUGCAGAUGGGUGCAGGGGCACCCUUAGGUCUCUGCUUUCUCGGUGGCUGUGAGUUCAGGCAGGCCAAGCUUUGAAACUCCUGUGGGCCGUGUGAAUGUCUCCAGUGUGGGUCUUUGAGCAUAUCCACUCAUCAGGCUCUACUCAUCAGUCUUGCCUCUAAGGACUCUUUUAGCCAAGUCCUUUCCUUCAUUCAAGGAAUUUCCCCUUUCCCCAUGAGCUAGUUCCUGGUGCCUGGAACACGCCUGAGCCUUGGCAGGCUUGGUUGGCAUCUGGAUGAGCCGAUUAACUAGCCAGGUUGCUCACAUCUCUCUCCUAGAGAUGUCUGCCUGCUAUCCUGCCAUGCACGGGCAUAUGCAACACACACACUCUGUGUCUAGUCUUCAUUGUGUGUGGCGUGUGUUCUCCAACACACUCCAGGCUCUGAAGGCAGCUCUCCUGUCUUCCACCACAUCAGUUGCUCUUUUGACCCCCCAGUGUUCGUUGCUUCCUCCUUUGUGUCCAGUUCAGCACUAGACUGUUGGAAACAGAUGUGCUUGCCCUAAGCAAGAUUUUGUGGGAGCCCUGGAGGUUGAUGAGGAUGAAGACUGGAGGAGGUGAAGACAGAGUGCUUAGAACUGCAAAGUGUUCAUGCAUAUUAUCCCUUGGAGGCCACCAACCAACUUUCAGCCACAUAGUGAAUAAGAAAAGUGCCAAAUGCAGUACUAAUUAUAUCUGUGAAAUAGGUCGAGGUUGGCAUCAGUGGGUUAUUUCACAUAGCCCAGACUCUAGAGCAGUGUUGGCCUCUACAGAAGCCACAAAACACAUCUGUUGGAAUGAAAAGUUGAGUUGGCAGCCUUUGGAGUGCUCAAUGGCCACAUGGCCAGCAGCCACCAUAUUGGAUCCUAGGAAUAUGGGACAUUGACAUCAUGGUGGGAGGUUCUGCUGGUCAUGUAAACAUGAGCAUUCUAGAAAGGAGUAGUAUCCUGCUGCUGUGGUUAAAAAUAGACCUAUGGAUUCAUCAUAGUGCAGGUGAAGGUGUGGAUUUUGGUGGAUUUUGGUGGGACGGCCAAGAUUACCCGGCUACAUGUUAGUGUCAGCCUUCUUCCCAGCAUGCUUUGUUUCAGGAUCCUCACGAGGUACAUUUGAAAAGCUUGAGAAGUGAAUGCAGAUGGAUGAUCUUGCUUGUAAAUUAGACGUAUGUUAUGUCCGUCAGAGUGUGUUUGAACAAAGGUUCUUGAAAUCAUUGGUUACAUGUAAAAAGAUUAGGUGUGCUUAUUUCAAAAGCUGUCAGGGAAGUUGGGAGACUAGACUUCUUUUUAAGUCUUUCAUGAUUGGCCCUAUUUUGAGAGUCGUGUCAGGCUGGUAGAAGUGAGAGAGAGCAGAAGCAGAACUCUAAACAGCAUCGCUGGUCUAAGUGGAAGGGGCUCCCCUAAAUGACUGCAGGUCGCCUGCCUUAAUGAGCCAGAGGCUCUGUUACCCACCAAGUGGGAGCUGCAAACCUUUUGCCAUAGGACAAUUUGACCCAGACACUUACCCAGGCUUGGAUGUGGAAAUCCUUGAAUGAGCAGCCAGCCUGGUAAACACCUCAUUGCAGCUUUGUAAGUGGGAUCCUACCGAGACUUCUGAUGUGCAGCAGUGGAUAAUAAACGGGCAGUGCUGUAUGUGGCUAGAUUUGUGGCAUUUUAAAAAAGCAACAGAAUCUGUCAGUCCUGAGAAGUCUCCAUAUGUGAUUGCCUGCGGCAGACUAGUUUGUAAGACAAGGUCUUACCUUGCACCCCAGGCUGAAUCUCCCGGUUCUGCCUCUCAAGUGCUGAUGUGCAUCACCAUGCCUGGCUGACUGAUGGUUUUUGACAUAAGACUAAACUCAUUCCUAGCAAGCCCUAUUCCUGGGUCUCUGCUAGGAUGUUUGGUGCCAGGACCCGUGUCUCCACUACAAGUCAGACUUGUGUUAGUUUUUGUUCUGUAAAACUGCCAGGAUGAAGCUGUAGGCAUCUUUUUCUCCUAGAUGCUCCUAAAUUAUACUGAGUUAAAGGCCUGCCAGAAGUACAGGAAAGAAUGAGGAAAGAAUAUUUUAGACCAGAUUGAUGAAGAAAAAUUCCCACCUUCGUGUUGACUUGCUGGUGUGUCCAACCUGACAGUGCAGAGUUCAUGGUCAAGUUCCAAAAACAAGGACACUGUUAAAAAGCUUUGAGUAAGUUUACAAUCUUGUAUUGUGCCAUUCAUUGCUGUCCUGGGCCACAGGCUGAACAUACCUGUAAGAGCUUUGGCUAUGACAGGUGUACUUUUUUACAAAAAUCAUUCAGCUGAGUGGCUCAUGGCUCAAACCCUGUGUUCCAACCAAGGUUUUGUGUUUACGUGGUUCCUAAAAUACCUGUACUUCCCAGCUAUUAACUGCUAAUGAGGUUUCUCAUCUUGGUUCACUCAGCCGUGCUUAUUAACCAUGCUGCCACAGCCUUGAAGGAAAUUAACAGAACUGAAGGAACCCAGUGAUUAAACACUGUCCUCAUCUUCACAUGGUAAGGGAUCAAGUCUCAGUUUGAGACUUUUAGAAAAGGGCAUUCCCAAGCUAUGUAGCAACUUUCACAGCUUGUAAAACUUCAACUUUGAUAGUUGAGGACUUAAAUGAUUAAUAUUAACAUAUAUGCUAUGCUAAUUAAUAUACUAAAUUUAAUGCAUGUGAACAUACAAUGAUACAAAGAUGACCACAGCCUUUUACAAAGAGAAAAAGAAUAAAACAACAAAGACACCCCAUUGAUUUUGUUGCCCAUGCCCCUAUACUCUAUCACGAGCUAACUGGACCUGUUCUGAAAUGCUCCCUUCCCAGUUUUGGCAUUACCUAAAACUCAAGUGCAAGAGCGGGCAGACAGCAGGUGACAGACAGCAGGUGACCUGUGUGCGUGUAGUGUGAACCCUGGGCCCUAGCAGGGCUCCUGCUACUCUGAACACAGGCUUGUUGUGGGGACAGCUAAAUACUGCGGUACUAAGGAGGCUGCUUCCUGCCACUGAGUUAGCAAUUGGUCCCAGAAUAGCCAGAGUGGGGUCCUUUAGCUUGCAUAGCACUCUGUUCUUUAUUGGAACUGCUCCAGCUGGGUAAGCGCACCCGAAGAGCAGUCUCUUGAGCCUUACAAAGAGCUGCUGGGACAGUACUGGCUGAGUCCACUAAGCCACUGUUUUCCCCAGUGGAGUCAAGGGCAGCUCAGUUGGAGCACUUCCUUCACAAAGUCUGUCUUUGAGUUGGGGGACAGUCUUGGAGCAGCCCAAGGAGCCCCUUUGCUAGGUUGCACCAGGUUCUCUUUUUCUCUGCACAUACUUGGCUCACAAUGUCUUCAUGGGUUGAAUAAUUAAUAACUGCAGUUAUACUUGAGGUACUUGUUGAAUUUUUAAAGGCAGAUUAUUUAUUUUCAAGUUUGCUGCUAUAAUUGAAACCUAAUAAUGUCCUGUUGACUGUGCCUUUCAUAACUGUCUCUGUGCUACAACUGUCCAUGUGUAUUUCAAAUAAAGAAGUUUGAAAAGCUAUGUUGAAUCAAGAUUCCUUCUAAUAAAAAUGGCUUAAACCAAUGAGUGGAUAGAAUUUUUGUAGCACUGGUAUUAAUCCGUUUUCAGAUAGUUUCUGGUUCCUCUUGAAUCUUUUUAAAAGGCAAGAA
Messenger RNA from Mus pahari (shrew mouse), 7125 nucleotides. RefSeq names its product alpha-1,3-mannosyl-glycoprotein 4-beta-N-acetylglucosaminyltransferase A (gene Mgat4a). Gene Ontology annotation, cellular component: endoplasmic reticulum; endoplasmic reticulum-Golgi intermediate compartment; Golgi stack. Lineage: Eukaryota; Metazoa; Chordata; Mammalia; Rodentia; Muridae. The coding region runs from base 335 to 1942 and encodes 535 amino acids. The transcript has 16 exons. The record is from RefSeq and is a predicted model, not a curated record. Gene Ontology annotation, biological process: protein N-linked glycosylation. Gene Ontology annotation, molecular function: acetylglucosaminyltransferase activity.